UCUUAAGAAAGCUGUUCAUUGUUAUGAACAAAAAUUCUGCUAAUUUUUUUGUGAGAAGAAGGUUACCACUGUUGCUGCUGGGGUGCUGCUUGUGUGUUAUGGUAAUUACGGGUCGUUGUCGUUAAUAGUUGUUUUUGUAAUAGUAAAAGCCUAGCUGGGGCCGAGUUAAUGGGCCUUCUCCGAGACAGUGAAGGGUGGGAACCUCCCCAAACAGUGAGGAGAAGAGACCUGGGGGGGGAAUAUGCAAAAUAACUCCAGGACCAGCAUGCCAUGAGAAGCUACUGCUUCUAGCUUGUUAAAAAAGACCCCAAAACAACGAGCCAACUAAGAGUUGAGAGACUGGAGUGAUGUAUGGACGUCAGGAACGGAGUGCUGAGCCUGCAGAGAUGCUGAACACCUUCGUAGUCCCUCUCACCCUGAGCGCGGGAGUCGUCCCGACGCCGGGAGCGGACAGGGCAAAGCUGCGAACAACAACAUCUGAGCGGCCACCACACCCUAAAGGCUCCCACGAGGACCGCACCCCCGGCUCUGCCCCUCGUGGACAAAGCUGCGCAUACCCUCCUCCUCCUCCUCCUUGCCCUGGGAGACACGACAGGAGACUGCAGACCUGUCCGAGCUGCCCAAUCCCGAGCUGAUCACUUUUAAUGAAGGCAUUAAAAGGAGAAGAAGUCUCCUGCCCUGUUUGUUUCAUUCAUGACAUGGAUGAGUGUGUGUACCAGCAGGAAGCUGACCAUGCCUGACCACAGCUCACAACACUCUCCAGGAGGAGGCUUGCUUUUCUGUUGCCACACAAAAGAAAAAGAAUUAAUAGUAUGUUGUGGGAACUCAGCACAUCACUCCGGAUGUCCAGAGUUACCGAGACAACCCUUUGGGGGGCCUCAGAAAUCCUGGAAUGUUGCCAGAAGCCCCUGGUGGUUGGAUUUUUACCCUGAAAGGAAUGUGCCACCUGUUGUUUGAGGACAAGAGAGUCACUUGGGCUCUCUUGUCCUCAAUGGUGUAAGAAUUAAGUAUUUACAGGGUGGAAAUAUAGAUUUUAGGAUUUUGGUACAGGAGGGUUGAGAGACAAGAUGGAGGGAUCAGGGCGUGUCUUGUCCUUCUUCUUGUCCUCCAUUUUCUGUGGUGAUGUUGGCACUUUGGGAUUGGUUUGUCUUGCAUGUGCACUUGGCAUUAUGGGUGAAAGAUAUUGGGAAAGAAAGGUAUACAUAUGUACGUAGUUUUUAGUAUAAAAAUAGAGUACCGCCCAGUGGGAGGUGAGAGUGCCCUUGGCUGCCUUGCUGGACAGACCUCUGUCGGGUCAAAAAAAAUUUUCAGGAUAAGGAAAAAUAAGCAACAUCAAGAACGUUAAAUCUGAAGACUCCCGACUUGUCCUUCGAAGCGUGGGCAGUUCCAAGGCCACUCUACAUCAGACUGUACAGAGAAGAACAGCCGAAGCAGUCGAUCGUUUUUAAAGAAUCUGUGGUUGUAAACCCACCCUCAGGACGGGUAUCUAAACUCAAGCGUAACCACCAGACUAAAGAAGAAAAAUACAGGAAAGCCUUGCCAGAAUCAAGGAGCAUGUCACAAAAUAUAAGUAACCAGCCUUUGCAGCUUAAACCAGAGCUGCCAAAGGCAAGUGGCAUGCAUGCUUGGCCUUUUCCAAGGAGUCCUGCAACUACCGAUGAGCGCAGGAAACAGCUGGAGGAGUGGUUGGCAGCCAAAGGCAGGAUAUACAAGCGGCCGCCGAUGAGGUUGCUUAUGAAGCAGGCGGUCAUACCAUCCUGCAGAAAGGUCAAGCCAACCGAGUGCCUGAAGCUCAUUGAGGAGCCAGCUAAAGAUCUCGGAGAAGUGGCUCUCAAUAUUUUGAAGGAUGCAGGACCGAAACUGGAAGGAGCAAAGGAAGAAGAAGCCACUCCUCGGGAGCCUACAACACCUUGUCCCGCUGAGAGGCAUCCUAUAGCGUCAACUCCAGGCCUGGUGGGGAGGCACAUGACCUCCCUCCCCCCCUCAGUCAAACUACAGGUGACGUCAGCAUCCAGAGGAAGGGAAUUCCGGGAACACCCAGAAUUUAAAUUCCUAACCCCUGUGCGGCGUUCCCUGAGGAUUGAGUGGGCUCGGAGUCGCUAUCCAGAGAUGCUACACGACCAUGACCCUGUGGUGUCAUCUCUCAGUGAAAUCCUGGCUGCUGAGGAGGAGACUCUCUUCUUCUUCCGGAAAAACAAGGCUUUGCCAGAAGUGACAGAGUUGGAGGGCUUGAGUUCAUAUCCACCCAUGAGCCCCCGAGGGUUGGGCAUGAAAUAACCAUACAAAUUUUGUUUUAAAAAUAUAAUAACUAUAUACAUUUUGUUUUAUAAAUGUGUUAAAAUAAUAAAUGUUUUAAAUUUUGUUUUAAAAUGUUUUACAUAACAAAUGCAUAUUUAUUUUUGAAAUAAAUUAAAUAAAUUUAUUUUAUUUUUAUUUUAAAUUAA
Zonotrichia leucophrys gambelii is the source of this 2444-nucleotide messenger RNA. Its product is annotated as cytoskeleton-associated protein 2-like. Bases 1555 to 2277 code for a protein of 240 amino acids. The record is from RefSeq and is a predicted model, not a curated record. Gene Ontology annotation, cellular component: mitotic spindle; centrosome; cytosol. NCBI's taxonomy places the organism in Eukaryota, Metazoa, Chordata, Aves, Passeriformes, Passerellidae. The transcript has 7 exons.